GUACACAUUUGGGGUCCGUUAUUGGCUGUUCCCCUCUCCAUCACACAUUCCAAUCAAUCAAAACCCACACCCAAGCCGCAUAAGGAAAAGAAAACGAAACAAGGUGUGGAGUAGCAGCAGCAGCAGCAGCAGAGUAAGGAGCACAAGAACAAGAUGGAAGUAACAGCAGCAACCUGUGGACGCAGCAGCAGCUUAGGAAUAGUAAUUCCUCCCUUCCGCAAAACCAAUUCAUUCUUCAAACCCAUGGCCAUGGCUGCAGCCCAGAAGCCAUUGCCCUCUUCUUCUACAACAGCUGUCUCCAAGAAGCAGAAAACUACCUCAUCGGCAACCUCGGUGAAGCUGCUGACAAGGGUGGAGCAACUGAAGCUGUUGACGAAAGCCGAAAAGGCCGGCCUGCUCUCCGCCGCAGAAAAAGCCGGCCUGUCCCUCUCCACUAUCGAGAAGCUAGGCCUCCUCUCCAAAGCUGAAGAACUUGGGGUCCUCUCGGCCGCCACCGACACUGCACUGCCAGGAGCCCUUCUCACUGCCAGCUUGGGAUUGCUGGUUUUGGGGCCGGCGUGUGUUUACCUUGUCCCCGAGGAUAACCUUUGGCAGGUUGUGAUUCAGGCUGUUGUCGCUCUGGUCUCUGUUCUGGGUGGCUCUGCUGCUUUUGCUGCUUCAAGUUUUGUGUCCAACUUGCAGAAAUCUAGCUAAUAAAAACUCUUGUUUGAGUUCUGCCCUUGUGAAUGUUGUUGUUGCAUAAUGUUCCUUGGAAUCCUAAAUGGGCAUAGAGCGGAUGUCAUCUUAACAUGGAAACAUGAGCAUAUAUUUCUAAUAGAAUCAUGAAUCCUCAGACCUCAAAAGCGUGCAAGCUGCUUGUAUAGCUGUCUUGAAGGAUCGAUAGAAUUACUAUAUUUUACAUAUUACAAGUACAACCUAGAAACAUGC
This is a messenger RNA of Linum tenue, 927 nucleotides long. The record is from the annotation of a GenBank genome assembly. Lineage: Eukaryota; Viridiplantae; Streptophyta; Magnoliopsida; Malpighiales; Linaceae.